AUAACUCAACUUCCUAUUUGAUUUGUGUCAGGUUGUCCCGAAUAAUUACCACGUUUAGCCGAAAUGGCAUCCAAAUAUGGUUCUAGACCGACUGGUACAGAUGGAAGUGACUUUUGGCACAGGGAGAGUGUUGCUUACAGACACAAAAUGAGUUCCAUAAACAAAGCCAGAUUGAGAAUGGAUUUAGUGUUGCAAGUUGUUCUGUGUGUUCUGAUGACAGUUAGAAUCCUUCCAGCUUUAGUUUCAUUAGUUGGUGUUGGACCAGUUAAACAGUUACGGAAAUGGGAUCUGCCUGCUCCAAGACCCUGGGAAUACAUGUGGAGCGUCAGCAUCAUAGCAGCAGUAUUAGGACUUAGAUCAAUACCUAAAAAUGAAGGUUUUCUGUUAAAGCAGUACAUGAUCGGAACAGUUGUAUUUGGACUUUUACCAAUCAUUUAUGGCAUUGUUGACCAAAUAGAUGAUUUAUAUGCAUAUUUAAAUGAAAAAAGAUGGAAUGCCCAGAUUUUUGGAUAUCCAGCUGUAAUUAUCUGGUUUAUGUUUUUAACAGCUGCUAUACAGCUACAUGGAUUUGGACUUUAUUUUUCACUGCAACUAUUGAAAUCAUGGAAGGUAAACAGAACAGACAAAAAGUUGCGUUAACAUUGGCACAGUUUUAGCAUAUAUAUAGUUAAAUUUAUAGAAUGUUUUACAAACUAUGUGCCAUUUAGAUAUCUCUGAAUGAUCUUUUUCACCAUGAAUGUUAAUUAUAAAAAGUUUCUCUUAAAAGUUUUAAACAUAUAUAGAUGUAUUAUCUUUAAUGUUUGUUUGUCAAAAAGUCAAAAUUUCACAGAAGUUAUAAUGUACAAAAUAAAAAUGUUUUACUGUUGUCCAUGUUGCUUAGUUAAAGACUACUUUAAAGUUUUUGUCUUUAGUAAUCUUAGAAAAAUAAUGACAUAACCCCCAAGCUGUUGUAUACAUGUCAUUGGACCGGCGCGGGAUGCUUGUGCUAUUUGAUAGGUCAUUUGCGCUUUUUCAAAUGGACAUUUGUGCUUUUUCUACAGGACAUUUGUGCUUUUUUUACAGGACAUAUGAGCUUUAUCAACUUAAAUUUCAAUUAUCAUGGUUAAAAGUAUCCAACUUAUAUCCAAAACACAGCACAUUCAUAUGUCUAUAUACAGAUUAAAGUUUUCCUUUUCUUUCUUUAGUUGUGUUACUUUUCCGCUGACCAAUAUCCCACAGGAAUCUAAAAUAUUUCGCCUUAUAAAAGCCAUGAAUCUUUCUUUAAAGUCCACAUGAACAGCAGGUGGUUAAAAACAUUAAUUUCGAUCCCCACAAAUUUAAACAAGCUUUGAUAAACUAUGAUGGAAGAGUUUCUUGAUCUUUCCAGUUGUUAUAAAGUUGCUUAAAAUUUAGUGCAAAAUUUUGAAUGCCUCAUCCAUAAAAUUUUGUUUUAUCUUUGUUUUACAUGAAUACAGUUUUUGUGAUUUUAAUAUGGUCUGUACGGGUAAACUUUCAAAAAAUGUGUGACUUCUAAGUAAAAUCUGGUUAAGAUUACAGGUAAACUUUUAUAGUUAAAAAGCGCAAAUGUCCAGUCAAUUUAGUUCAGGUGUAUCAAAGUGUAAAGCGCAAAUGUCCUUUUAGUGUUAGAUGUAAAAAAGCGCAAACAUCCCACACCCUUUUGGACCUAUUCAAGAUAUUUUUUUUCUAAGCACACAUAACUCCUAUAUACAGAUAUAUGCAUUUAUUUAAUGAGCUUCAUUAAAGUAUUCCAGUUAUGUUUUGUUUACAUAUCGAUGUACUUAGUUAUUUGUUUAUUUCCUUGAAAUUUUAUAUAUGUAGUUUUUAUCAUGGAAUUAUGGGUUAUAUAUAUAAUGUAUGUGUGGGAAAAUAAAAAAGUACAGUGACUUGAUCUUCGUUUAAAAAUUUAACUGUACUUUUUGUAUUUUGUAAAAUCAGCAGUUUGUAAUUUGUAAAAUUAGCAGUACAUAUAUGUAACUUUGAUAGUAAAGCAUGUUUAUACAUGUAUCAAUCUUCACAGUGUAUAUAGUCAAAUUUUUAUUCAGGACGAAAUAUUGGUUUUAGACAUCCUCAGUUCCAACAAUUGAAAGAAACUUGCUUUUGAUUCUUUUUUUUCCCCCUAAUUUGAGAGCUUUGUUAUAUAAUCUAAAGUUUCUGAAAUUUUAAUGAUUGCAAUACACCUUAUCACUAUUUAGUCCAUUACUGAAAAAACAGUCAUUUAGACAACUUCCUCUUUGGGUCAAAUUUUGCAAAAACAAAGGUCAUCAGCAAUGAGCUGAGCGAGGAAAAAGUUUGGAAAGUGAACAUUAUAAAAUUUUGAUAGUUUAUGAAGCAAUUUUUAAAAGACAAAUUAAAGUCAUUAAACAUGUUUUGUUUGAUGUGUUUACGAUGGUUUAAACAUGUCUGUAUGAAAAGUUUUAUGCACAAUAUAUUGUUUGAACAAGGCCUCAGAUAGCUUUGACUGGUUUGAAAAAGUUGUGUAAAGUUUAAAGUUAGGGCCGAAUACUAUGUUCUGUAACUUUUGCUAGUAUCAUAAUAACAUUAAGGUAGCUGGUGUGUCUAAAUAUUCAACGACAUAAUUUUCCUUAAACUUCUGUAAAAGACUUCUAGGUCAAUGUUCUUUCAAAUUUCAAUAUAAAACUAAAAACUGUGGUUAUUAAAAUACAUUGAAAUUAACGAAAUCGGGGCUAUUUUAUGUUGGUAAUAUAGGGGAGAAAAUUCAAUGCUAGAAUUCCUUUAUAUUAAUAAUUCUGAAAUAUCAAAUAAAAAACGGGGUCACAGGCCUUAUUUUCUUGAAAAAAACAAAACAAAUUGUCCUAUCAAAUUCAGUUUAAUUAUCUGUCCUUGAUUUUAAAAGGAUUUGUUCUAAGAAUUUUAAAUCCACUUUUCGACACUUAAUUUUUAGAUAGUUUGAUAUUUUUGUUGUAUAUUGAAUGAUGAUUGGUAAAAACAAAUUUAAAACAAAAAAGUAUUUUUGCAACAUGCCCAGAAUGGAUGCUCAGAACAAGACACCUGAUCUACUUUAAGUUCAUCUUCUAAGAUUGAUAUUACAAAUGUAUAUUAGACAUUCAAAACCUAAAAUAUCUUUAAACUUAUUGCCAUUCACAGUCAGUAUCAGUCAAUAUAAUUUUAGAACUUAUCCAGAUUGGCAUAAGUAGCAAUAAGGUGUAAUGAUAAAAAUUUAAAGCCCUUGUAGCGACUUCAUCUGUUGUCAAAUUUUCUUGAAAGGACAACAUCAAAAGAUUGAUGUAGGAUAAAGAACUUAAUUUAUGUAGUUUGGGGAUGGGGGUUAAACUCUCUUCCAAGUUUUGUUAUCUAUUUUCAUGACUUUGAUUUUCUGGUUAAAGAAAUAAGUAUCAAAGUUUUGUCCUAAAUGUGUUAGCUUUUGCUAUCAUAUCGUUCAGGAAAGUCAAUAUUUAGGGUGAGAUUAUUUGAACAAAAGUGUAAAAUGGUACAUGUACAUGUAUCUACGUCAUUUAAAUGCUAAAUAAUUGGCAAGUUUGAAAGAUAAGAGUCACAGUGAACCACAAUACAUGUACAGUUCAACACAGAUACCAUUUAUGUCUGAAUUGAUGGAACGACUAAUUUUAAGUAAUAUGAACAGAGUUUCUGGUAUGAUGGAAACUUAAAUUAGAUGACAAAAGGACAUUUAAAUGAGAUGGUAGAGUUAUGAAUAUUUAGUUUUUUUUUAUUUUCCAGGAGUUUCCAUUUGUUACUUGAUUUUGUUAUACAUUUUUUUUGUACAUGUAACAUGAUUUUGUGUAUUAAAUUUGUUCUUUCAGAAUCAGUAAAUACUAUCUUUCUUCCACAUAUGUUAACUUUUUUCGCACUGCUGAAUUUCUAAUGAGAGUUGUUACUGUUAACGUCACUACAAGUACAUGUAGAAAAACUUUCUGCAAAUUAGAGCAUAGUAGUACAUUUCUGAAGAUUUGGAUUAAAUAGAGGAUUUUAUUUUAAAAGAAAGUUUAAAAAUACUGGUACAAAUAUUUUCUAAUUUUUCAAUUCCUAGUUGUAUCAUUGUAAUUUUGGAAAAUGAUGUCUUGGGGUUAUGCUUUUAGUAAAAGUGUUCUUCACACUUGUAAUUAUUUUUCCCAGUUUAAUAAAUGUGAACAAAAUGAUAAUUUUGAUAUUAAUUGUAAGUUUUGUAAAUUUGUUAUAUAAAUUGGGAGUGCAUAGAAAAAACGUGUAUUGUUUUAAAUGUGUGAAAUUCCUAUUUAUUUCCUACGAUUUUGUAUGUUGUAAAUGUGUGAGGUGAUAUUACAAUCAAAAUUAUUUUGCUCAUUGUUUACCAUUGUGGAAGCAGUAUUACUGUCAUAAGAAUAAAACCAAUGAAAGGAAUGUUAUUUGUGCAAUAUAAAGCCACUGCCAUUCUGUGGAAGGUACUGUUGAUUUUCAAUUAAAAUUAUUCAAUAUU
This is a messenger RNA of Mytilus californianus (California mussel), 4411 nucleotides long. RefSeq names its product protein jagunal homolog 1-like. NCBI's taxonomy places the organism in Eukaryota, Metazoa, Mollusca, Bivalvia, Mytilida, Mytilidae. Gene Ontology annotation, cellular component: endoplasmic reticulum membrane. The transcript has 2 exons. Bases 64 to 639 code for a protein of 191 amino acids. The record is from RefSeq and is a predicted model, not a curated record. Gene Ontology annotation, biological process: vesicle-mediated transport; endoplasmic reticulum organization.